CGUCAACUUACGCGAUGCGUGAACUGCCAUCAUCUUUCAAUAGGCACAUAACGACGAGAUGCUACUAACGUCACCGACCAAUUUCACUACGCAGCUUCAAUAAUACAUCAUGGACGACGACUACGGUGCAGAUGACGAGCUCCUCGCCGCUAUGGCCGCAGCUGAUCCCACGCCUGCCGCACGAUCAAUUCAACAACCCAAGCCUACGAGAAUCCAGCAACCUACACCCCAACGUCUAGACAAAGCACCACCAGCUGCCUCCAGCGCGCGUAAGGUCGUUCAGCCAACACCGCAGGCUCUACCUCAGAAGCAGGCUGGCUCAAGUAUCCUGGUAUCUCCGCGCCAGCGAGGAAAUCCUGUUCUUACGAGCAUUCGAUCUAUGCCAUGGGAGUACAGCGAUAUCCCUGCUGACUAUGUCCUGGGAUUGGGUACUUGUGCUCUGUUCCUGAGUCUCAAGUACCAUCGUCUGCAUCCCGAAUACAUCUAUACACGAAUACGUAACCUUCAAGGCAAAUACAGCCUGCGCAUACUCCUCACAAUGGUCGAUAUCCCCAACCACGAAGCCUCCCUGAAAGAACUAUCAAAGACAUCACUUGUCAACAAUGUCACCCUAAUCCUCUGUUGGUCCGCCGCUGAAGCCGCACGCUAUAUCGAGUUAUACAAGAGCUACGAGAAUGCUACAUUUGGCGCGAUCCGUGGCCAGCAACCGUCCAGCUACGGCGAGAAGUUGGUAGAAUUCGUCACAGUGCCAAGAAGCCUGAACAAAUCAGAUGCGGUCGCCGUAGUGAGCAAUUUCGGCAGUUUGAAGAAUGCAAUCAACGCUGAUGCAGAACAACUCGGUAUGCUCAACGGAUGGGGAGGAGUCAAAGUCAAGAGGUGGCAGUCUGCAGUCGAAGAGCCAUUCAGAGUGAAGAAGGCUGCCAAGAGAGGCGCAAAGGCUUCAGAUCGAUCAGCAAGACUUGACCAGGCUUUGCCUCUUUCUCGUGUCCCUCUACGGGAUAUGCCCACCGCGGCAUCAUCUUCGCGACAAUCUCCCGCCACAGACACACCUGCUGCAGAAAAGGCAAAUGAGCCUGCAUCGAGGCAAUUCCAGUUUAUGGACAACACGGAUGAUGAAGACGAUGAAGAAGCCAUGCUUGCCGCUGCUAUCGAGGCUUCCAAGAAGACUGCACAGACAGAAGAGGCCACUCGUGCGAGCCAGACUGAUAAGGACGAGCAAAUCAGUGGCGGUAUUGCUGCUGCAUUGGCAAGACUGCGAGAGAAUGAUUGAACCAUUUUACUCUAAUCUGAUCCGAAUUCUUGUCGUCCUAGUAUCUGAUUCCCGAAACCCCAUAGAACGGCACCACACUAUACUCUACAGAACGCCAACGAACUGCAUACAGUUCAAUCACGCCAGAAAGGAACAUCGACUCUCAGAUCGCUCACGAUCGUCUGCUACCAAGGAGAUCUGAAUCGUCUAUCCGGACAAGGAGUCAUCAAUGGCAGCAUAGAAAUCUCUAGGCUGGGGAAUAUACUUUGACCAUUGGAGUGUGACUAUUCCAGGGCCAUUACGAGCAUCUGCUCAAGAGAUCAGACAACGAACAUCAGCUGGGUAAACAAUCUAAGGCCGCGUUGAGCCAUCUGAAUCAUGGAAAGAGGAGCUCUCGAUCUGCCAAAGUCUACCCUCUAUGUUUGAGUCCUAUAACAUAGAAGCGCCAAUAGAUAGCUCAUCCGGGAUCUAUGAUCAUGAAAGUUGGCAUUUAGUUAAACGAGGUCGCCACAAGAUAAAUGUACAAUAGGGCCGUGGGAACAUGAGAUAUCAUACAGCCUCACUCACCUUAACUUUCCGUACAUAUAUAUCAACCAAUUUAGACCUACUGUCAUUAUUGAGUUGUUCAUAGAGUCACUGUUAACAGCAUAUCAUUCACCACUUGAAAUACAUAUAUCACAUCUCAGGCGAACCUCGGAGCAACUUGUAUUAUUCAUUUUGGUCCAGAGCUGAGAAUAUCAUCCUUCUAGCUAUAAUUUCUCGUCGAUUGACUUCAGGUCGUAAAUAUGUACUUCGAGUCAUGCUCCAGUUGUUCCAUGCUUAGGCGCCUCCAUCACGCUUAGCAUACUCCUCCUCCAUGGCCUCGUCAUAAAUUCGAUCGGCCUCUUUCUCCUCUUCAGUCUUGGGCCUUGUCACGCCUGCGCCAGUGUUUGCGCCUGCACCGGUAGCAACGCCAGUGCUGUGAUUCUGUUCUUGUUGCGGGGUUUGAGGAGAAGUGGUUGUUGCGGGUUCUGAGAAAGCGGGGAGACCCAUGAUGUUUGAUUGUGAGGGCUUCGUGUUGUGUGAUAGGUCAGAAGAGAAAAACAGGGU
Messenger RNA from Fusarium verticillioides 7600, 2338 nucleotides. RefSeq names its product DNA excision repair protein ERCC-1. The coding region runs from base 110 to 1270 and encodes 386 amino acids. Gene Ontology annotation, biological process: mitotic recombination; meiotic mismatch repair; nucleotide-excision repair. NCBI's taxonomy places the organism in Eukaryota, Fungi, Ascomycota, Sordariomycetes, Hypocreales, Nectriaceae. The transcript is spliced from 2 exons. Gene Ontology annotation, molecular function: single-stranded DNA binding; damaged DNA binding. The record is from RefSeq and is a predicted model, not a curated record. Gene Ontology annotation, cellular component: nucleotide-excision repair factor 1 complex; ERCC4-ERCC1 complex; nucleus.